Messenger RNA from Melospiza georgiana, 2523 nucleotides. It is a transcript of the gene SLITRK6, whose product is annotated as SLIT and NTRK like family member 6. Gene Ontology annotation, cellular component: membrane. Gene Ontology annotation, molecular function: protein binding. Gene Ontology annotation, biological process: regulation of presynapse assembly; axonogenesis; positive regulation of synapse assembly. The coding region runs from base 1 to 2523 and encodes 840 amino acids. Lineage: Eukaryota; Metazoa; Chordata; Aves; Passeriformes; Passerellidae. The record is from RefSeq and is a predicted model, not a curated record. The transcript has a single exon.
AUGAAGCUUUGGAUUUUUGUUUUAUGCUCAAUUGUGGUUGCAUCUGAUCCUUUCCAGUCACAGCCUUCUUUUUCUUCAGUCAGAGGAUCUUGUCAGAGUCUGUGUUCCUGUGAAGAAAAGGAUGACACCAUGAUUAUCAACUGUGACAAAAGAGACAUCAAGAUGAUAUCAGAAAUAAACGUCCCACCAUCACGGCCUUUCCAUCUUAAUCUGUUAAACAAUGGUCUGAGUAUGUUACAUGUGAAUGAUUUUGCUGGCCUUGUUAAUGCUAUUUCUCUGCAUCUUGGUUUUAACAAUAUAGCAGAUAUUGAGCCUGGGGCUUUCAAUGGUCUCAGCCUACUUAAGCAACUUCAUAUCAAUCACAAUUCUUUGGAAACACUUAAAGAAGAUACGUUUAAUGGAUUGGAAAAUUUGGAGUUUCUUCAAGCAGACAACAAUUUCAUCACAGUGAUUGAAGCAAGUGCCUUUAGCAAGCUCAACAGGCUUAAAGUGCUUAUUUUGAAUGAUAAUGCCAUUGAGUAUCUUCCUCCAAACAUAUUUCGUUUUGUGCCAUUGACCCAUUUAGAUCUGCGUGGAAACCAGUUACAGACACUGCCCUAUGUUGGCUUUUUGGAACACAUUGGAAGAAUACUAGACCUUCAGCUGGAAGACAAUAAAUGGGUCUGUAACUGUGAUUUGUUGCAGCUGAAGAUAUGGCUAGAAAACAUGCCUCCUCAGUCCAUAAUAGGUGAUGUUGUAUGCAAUAGCCCUUCAGUUAUCAAAGGCAGCAUAUUAAGCCGGCUGAAAAAAGAAUCUCUUUGUCCCACCCAUCCUGUUAAUGAACUUGAAGAUCCUUCAGGGUCACUGCCCUUGGUUGUAACCACCUCUAUCAAUGAUAAUCAUCUAUCAACUAAGGUGAUUCCUCUCCUGAAAGCUCCUACUAAAGAACCCAGUUUAGUGCUUCAUACUUCCAAGCCUACUACAUUUCCAGGAAUCUCUUGUCCCGUCCCUUGUCACUGCACCAGCCAUAUGCUCUCAGGAGUUCUUAUGCACUGCCAGGAGCGAAAUAUUGAAAGCUUGUCUGAUUUAGGACCCCCUCCUCCAAAUCCUAAAAAGCUUAUCCUAGCUGGAAACAUCAUUCAGACGUUAUUGAAAUCAGAUCUUGUGGACUAUGCCAGCCUGGAAAUGCUUCACCUGGGGAACAAUCGCAUUGAAAUCCUUGAGGAAGGUUCCUUUAUGAAUCUGACCAGACUACAGAAACUAUAUCUCAAUGGCAAUCAUCUUACAAAGCUAAGUCAAAAUCUCUUCCUUGGCCUUCAGCACCUUGAGUACUUGUACCUUGAAUAUAAUGCCAUCAAAGAAGUUUUGCCAGGAACAUUUAAUGUAAUGCCAAAACUGAAAGUUCUCUACCUAAAUAACAAUCUUCUGCAGGCUUUGCCACCCCAUAUCUUUUCAGGUGUUCCCCUCACCAGACUAAAUCUGAAAACAAACCAAUUUGCUCAUUUGCCUGUGAGCAAUGUCUUGGAUGAACUGGAUAUGCUGGUACAAAUUGAACUUGAAGACAACCCUUGGGACUGUACAUGUGAUUCAGUUGGACUGCAAAAAUGGAUACAAAAAUUGAGUAAGAAUACCAUGAUGGGUGAUAUUUUUUGUAAAUCUCCCGGGCACUUAGCAAAAAAAGAAUUGAAAUCCCUAAAGAGUGAAGUCUUGUGUCCAGGUUUAAUAAACAGCCCUGCCCUACCGACCCAUGCCGGUUUUGUAGUUGUGACAACUUCUUCUCCUACUGCCAACACCGCAGACACCAUCCUGCGGUCUCUUACAGAUGCUGUCCCACUUUCUGUUCUAAUAUUAGGACUGCUCAUUGUGUUUAUUACUAUUGUGUUUUGUGCAGCAGGAAUAGUUGUUCUUGUUCUGCACCGGCGCAGGAGAUGCAAAAAGAAGCAAGUGGAUGAGCAAGUGAGGGACAGCAGCCCUGUUCACCUUCAGUACAGCAUGUAUGGGCACAAGACAACACACCACACCACGGAGCGCCCGGCUGCCACGCUCUAUGAGCAAAGAAUAGUUACCCCCAUGGUUCAGGUGUACCACAGCCCAUCCUUCAGUCCCAAGCACACAGAACAGCAGCAGGAGGAGGGAAGUGAGAAGGACGCUAAUGAUUCCAAAUACCUUCGCAGAAGUCUCCUGGAAAGAGAGAACAGUUCACCACUUACAGGUCCAAAUGUCAAAUACAAGGCUACAGACCAAUCUGCGGAAUUUCUGUCUUUUCAGGAUGCUAGCUGCUUGUAUAGAAACAUUCUUGAAAAAGAGAGAGAGCUGCAGCAACUAGGGAUCACAGAAUAUCUAAGAAAAAAUAUUGUCCAGCUCCAGCCUGACAUGGAAGUUCGUUAUCCUGGAACACAUGAAGAGUUGAAGCUGAUGGAGACACUCAUGUACUCCAGGCCAAGAAAGGUUUUUCUAGAACAAACUAAAAAUGAGUAUUUUGAGCUCAAGGCUAAUUUACAUGCUGAGCCUGACUAUCUGGAAGUUCUGGAGCAGCAGACGUGA